Sclerotinia sclerotiorum 1980 UF-70 is the source of this 642-nucleotide messenger RNA. RefSeq lists its product as hypothetical. The coding region runs from base 1 to 642 and encodes 213 amino acids. Gene Ontology annotation, molecular function: hexosyltransferase activity. The transcript is spliced from 3 exons. Gene Ontology annotation, cellular component: UDP-N-acetylglucosamine transferase complex; extrinsic component of endoplasmic reticulum membrane. Gene Ontology annotation, biological process: dolichol-linked oligosaccharide biosynthetic process. The record is from RefSeq and is a predicted model, not a curated record. Lineage: Eukaryota; Fungi; Ascomycota; Leotiomycetes; Helotiales; Sclerotiniaceae.
AUGCGAUCGGCUCCAGAAGAUGUACAAUCAAAAGUUGCUUUUGUUACAGUUGGCGCGACUGCGACUUUCAAAGAGCUCAUUGAAGAAGUGUUCGCAUUACAUACUCUACAGGCACUAGCUAAGGAAGGGUAUACGAAACUCAGAGUACAAGCUGGGCUGGAUGCCGACUAUUGGAAAAAAAAUAUACCGACAGAGAAAGGACCCGGACUUGAGAUCGAAGUAUUCGAUUUCGACCGUAAUGGGCUAGGGCAUGAGAUGCGUCAAUGUAAGCAAGGGGGAUUUUAUGGCACAGGAGAGAGUCUAGAAGGUGUAGUAAUAUCACACGCAGGCUCAGGAACAAUCCUUGAUGCACUUCGAAUUGGUGUACCACUCAUUGUCGUGCCCAACACUUCACUACUCGAUAAUCACCAAGCUGAGUUGGCAGAUGAACUGGAGAGACAAGGCUAUGUCACCAAGGCAUUGGGACCUCGGGAUUUGAAAGAGGCCAUUUACAAAGUUGAGAGGAAGAAAGAUGGCCGUUUAGCCGAAAAGGAAAACUGGCAAGAACGUAAAAACUGGAGAGGACAUGGAAACCCCAGUGUGGCACCAGUUCUUGAUGAAGCUGCCAAUUACGAGGAGGAAAUUAGGAGUUCGCUGGAUUAG